AUGGAUAACCCAGCUCUUGCCAACGCGUUCGGCACUCUUGGGGCAGUCUGCUGGUCCGUUCAGCUCAUCCCUCAAAUCGUUAUCAAUUGGAGACGGCAUAAUGCCACGGGCCUUCAACCUACGAUGAUGAUGCUCUGGGCAUGGGCCGGAGUACCAUUGGGCGUAUACAACAUUGUCUCGAACUUCAACAUCGCACUUCAGAUCCAGCCUCAGAUUCUAGCCGUCCUCAGCCUUCUCACGUGGAUUCAAUGCUACUAUUACGAGCAAAAGUGGUCCAUUGCACGUUCGCUUGCGGUGGUCCUACCCAUUGCAUCCAUCAUGGCCGGCAUUGAGGUGGCUCUGGUCUAUGCUUUGAGGAUGGGAGUGAGGCGCCAUGUCCACUGGCCAGUGACUCUGAUGGCCGUACUGGCGGCUCUGUUCCUGGCCCUGGGCGUCUUGCGGCAUUACUGGGACAUUUACGUCCAUCGUACUGUGCGCGGGAUCUCGUUCCUGUUUGUGGGAAUCGAUGCACUUGGAGACUUGACAUCUAUCAUAUCUGUUGUGUUCCAGCCAAAGCUCGACGUACUGGGCCUUGUGAUAUACGGAACAGAGCUGGUUCUUUGGAUUGGGAUCUUCGCAUGUGGUGGAUACUACAACCUGGUCCCUUGGAUCCGCAAGAAGCAAAGGGAACGAAGAGCGCCUGCUCACGAAUUAGGGCCAGCGCAGCAUGGAAUCGGGCUGCAUGAUCUGCCAUCGUCAACUUCUGUGUUUAGAACACCGUCUUCCGAUAUGGAGUUACGAUCACGGACUGCUCCUGCAAGGUCGUCGAACGAAGCUCAGCCUGGCUAA
Molecule: messenger RNA, 828 nt
Organism: Zasmidium cellare ATCC 36951
Lineage: Eukaryota; Fungi; Ascomycota; Dothideomycetes; Mycosphaerellales; Mycosphaerellaceae
Exons: 2
Coding region: 1-828 (275 amino acids)
Source: RefSeq, a predicted model, not a curated record